Cotesia glomerata is the source of this 2699-nucleotide messenger RNA. It is a transcript of the gene atl, whose product is annotated as atlastin. Gene Ontology annotation, molecular function: GTP binding; GTPase activity. Gene Ontology annotation, biological process: protein homooligomerization; endoplasmic reticulum organization. Bases 118 to 2004 code for a protein of 628 amino acids. NCBI's taxonomy places the organism in Eukaryota, Metazoa, Arthropoda, Insecta, Hymenoptera, Braconidae. The record is from RefSeq and is a predicted model, not a curated record. The transcript is spliced from 7 exons.
ACCGCGUUAACUUGUCUCUGAUCGUCGCUGAUUGAGCAACAGUUUAUCUUAUGGCAAUGAAGUAAUAAUUUAAUGACAAUUUUAUUUUAUUAAUUAACAUUAACAAUAAUCUUGACAAUGAGUGAAAGUGUAAGCAAGCGUAGUAUCAGUAGUAAUAAUAAAAAUGCCAGUCGUCCAAUUUCACGUCGUAGACUUCCAGAUGGUUUUGGAAUGGUAGCGCGUGCUACUAAACCCCCGGUGACUUAUCGUCUUGACGAAAAUGUUAAUCGUUUAUCCUUAUCUUCACACAAGAUAAGUGAUGGGGGUGUAGGUAAAUUCGAUGACAAAAAAACGGAGAGGAUAGAGGAGCUGCCGUCAUCCGUGAGAUCCAAGCCGAUGGAUGACGUAAAAAAGAGCGAAGACGGCGGGCGACCUGUCCAAGUUGUGCUGGCGCAUCCUGAUCACACAUUCGAGCUUGACGAAGAUGCACUCGCUGAAAUUCUUCUCAAGGAUGACAUCAAAGACCGCAGUGUUGUGGUCGUCUCUGUUGCUGGGGCUUUUCGCAAAGGAAAAAGUUUCCUUCUUGAUUUUUUUCUUCGUUACAUGAACCAUCAAUAUGGUGACAAUAAAUCUCCAAGUUCGUGGAUUGGCGAUGACAAUGAGCCUCUCAGUGGAUUUUCCUGGCGCGGAGGUUCUGAGCGAGACACAACCGGAAUUUUAAUGUGGUCAAAAGUGUUCCCAGGAACAAUGCCAAACGGUGAGAAAGUCGCGAUCAUCCUGAUGGACACCCAGGGGGCGUUCGACAGCCAAUCGACAGUACGAGACUGCGCGACAGUAUUUGCCCUGAGCACGAUGCUGUCCUCAGUCCAGAUCUUCAACCUGUCGCAGAACAUCCAGGAAGACGACCUCCAGCAUCUCCAACUGUUCACCGAGUACGGACGACUAGCCCUGGAGAAAUCAGGGAAUACUCCGUUCCAGAAGCUCGAGUUCCUAGUCCGGGACUGGAGCUACCCCUACGAGGCCGAUUACGGAUCCGAGGGUGGCCAGAAAAUCCUCCAGAGACGACUGGAAAUCUCCGACCGCCAACACCCGGAGCUCCAGAGUCUGAGAAAGCACAUAAAGUCCUGCUUCUCGGACAUCUCCUGCUUUCUGAUGCCCCACCCAGGUCUGAAAAUUGCUACCAACCCCAAGUUCGACGGCAGACUGGUGGAGAUUGAGUCCGACUUCAAGCACCAGCUCAAGGAACUUAUUCCCUCGCUGCUUGCGCCGGAGAAUUUGGUCACCAAGAAAAUAAACGGACAGACUGUUCGGGCCAGGGAUUUGCUCGAGUACUUUAAGAGUUAUAUAAGAAUCUACAAGGGCGAUGAACUUCCGGAACCGAAAAGCAUGCUGGUAGCGACUGCCGAGGCUAAUAAUCUCUCUGCUGUAGCAGAUGCCAAGGACCUCUAUCUUCAGAUGAUGGAAUGUGUAUGCGGUGGCACUAAACCGUUCUUGGCUACUGCGCAUCUCGAGUCUGAGCACCAGAGGUGCGUUGACAAGGCGCUACAUUUGUUUUCUAAUAAACGGAAGAUGGGGGGAGAUGAGUUCAGUCAAACUUACAUGGAGAAACUUGUUAAGGAUAUGGACGACGCUUUCCUUCAAUUUAAAGCCCACAAUGAAAGUAAAAAUAUUUUCAAAGCAGCCCGUACGCCAGCCGUAUUUUUUGCCAUUGCCGUAACGAUGUACAUUUGCUCCGGAGUAUUUGGACUCGUUGGACUUUAUACGCUUGCUAAUAUUUGUAAUCUCAUUAUGGGAAUUGGGUUGUUAACUCUCGUAUUAUGGGCGUAUAUCAGAUAUAGCGGCGAGCUUCGUGAAAUAGGAACGCAAAUCGACGAAUUAGCGAGCGGAAUCUGGGAAAACAUAAUGAAACCAGUUUAUCAACAAUUUGUCGAGAAAUCUGUGCAUGUUGCGGUUCAACACGCAGCUAACUCAGCAAACUCAACACUUGCCAACGCAGCAAUUAACGGAAAAUAUAAAGUACCGUAAUUAAUAAAAAGAAAAUUAAAAAAAAAAAAUAAUAAAAAACAUUUUAUAUUAUUAAAUUAUCGGUUUUAAGGUAACCUAAAAUCGUGCUUGAAGGUUAACAAUAAAUUCAAGCGAGAUUAUGGGUAGAAUUGUUGUUAAUCUGAUGCUAGACAAUUCUAAUACAUUCUAAUAUAAUCUAUUAUUUAAAAAAUUAUGUUGAGUGAAUGUAUGUACAGUAUUUACAGAUUAUAACAGUGUUGUAUGUUGAAGGAUCAACAAUAAACAAGUAAAAAUUUUAUUGUUGACAGUAGGGUCUUUAAUGCACGAUUAAAUGUUUUUAUACAUAAUCAGAGAGUUUAACUAAAUAAUAUCUAUUGUAAUGUCGAUGUUUUAAAGUUAAUGUAGAUAUAUAUAUUUAUGAUAUGAUUAUUGAUAAUAUAAGCUGUCAUUAUUGUUUCAAGUUUAUUGUAUAUAAUUAACUUAAAUACGUAGACAUGUCAAGCACUUUUGUUUUUAAUCUGCCAUACUAGCGUAAUUAUAAAUUAAUAAUUGGCUGAAUUGAUAACAUUUUUAACGAUAAUCAUAAUAUUAAUUAAUAAAACAAUGUUUGUUUAUUUAUUUUUUAAAUAAAUUAAUAAUUAAGCUCUCUGCGAUUAUUUUUAUUCAAAGGUAAUGCGCGUGUAAUUAUGGGUAGAAUAAAUGCGCAUAUUUUUGUA